Messenger RNA from Vespula pensylvanica (western yellowjacket), 1446 nucleotides. Its product is annotated as mpv17-like protein. Gene Ontology annotation, cellular component: membrane; cytoplasm. The record is from RefSeq and is a predicted model, not a curated record. The coding region runs from base 535 to 1179 and encodes 214 amino acids. NCBI's taxonomy places the organism in Eukaryota, Metazoa, Arthropoda, Insecta, Hymenoptera, Vespidae. The transcript has 4 exons.
UUUAAGCGUCGGCAUCUGUAUUUCGAAAGAAACUUUGUUGAAACGUAAGACAUUAUCAUAUCUAAGAUUUUCUUUUUUGGAUUAUCGGAUGCACGACGCAUCACCAUGGCAACAGAAAAUGAAAAACUCGUUUGCGCAAUAUUGGAAGUAGAACCUAACUCAACCAAGACCGUGGUGAAGGACCACCACUAAGUAAUCAAGGACAGACAAGAAUGGAUCGACUAAUUUCAUCACCGGCGGGAGUUUUGCGCGUGUCGCGCAUAAGCUCGUCCGUGUCAUUGAGAAUAUGCGCGAGUUUCCCGUAGUAGCGAAUCGUUUCCCGAUGCAGCGAUAUUGUCAAAUCGCUAUUUCUUCAAAAUCUUCACUAAGGAAUAUCAUAGAUUGGUCUCGCAACAGUUUUUUCAAGUAGAUAUAUACGCCUUUUUCACGUAUAUGAUACGCUAACUGUUAUCAGUACGUGACAUAAAAACAUGUAAAAGAGAGGACAGUAGAUUUACAUUCUUCGUUAUCUGAAAACUGAUUAUAUAAAAAAAAAUGCGAAUCAUUUUAGUAAAAUUCCGUGAAGUAUCUCAAAAAUAUCCUAUUGUAAGGGGUAUGGCAUCUUAUACUAUUAUUUGGCCAACUGCAAGCUUAUUUCAGCAAAAAAUAACAGGUAGACCAGAAUUGAAUUAUACAGAAGCAUUAAGAUUUAGUUUGUAUGGUGGCUUUUUUGUAGCACCAACUUUAUAUUGUUGGUUAAGAUGCGCUUCACAUUUUUGGCCAAAAUCUGAUUUUAAAUCUGCAAUCACAAAAGCAUUGGUAGAACAAGUUACAUAUAGUCCAACUGCUAUGUGUUGUUUUUUCUUUGGAAUGAAUUUACUAGAACAAAAAUCUAUUUCAGAAUGUGCUGAAGAAGUAAAACAGAAAUUCUGGCCAACUUAUAAGGUCGGAGUAUGCAUAUGGCCUAUUCUACAAACUAUUAACUUCGUGUUAAUUCCAGAGCAUAAUCGUGUAGUUUAUGUAAGUGUUUGCAGUUUCAUCUGGACAUCUUUUCUUGCGUAUAUGAAAGCACUUGAAGCUAAGCGAGAACAACAAGGAAUGGCAAACGAUGGUACAAAUGAAAAGGAAUUUUUAGAAAAUACACAGAAUGCAAAAUCUAUGAUUCGAUCAGUUGAAAAAAGUAGAUCGAGUUCUUUAUGAUGUAGAUUUUGUAGUAAAUUUUACAAUAUUAGCUUAAUUUAUUUGUAUAAAUUUUAAUUUCCAUAUACUUAUAUAAAAAAUUCCUGUUUAUAUUUUAUUAAUAUGAGCACAUGAUAUUUAUGGAAAAACAAAUGGAAAAAUUAUUAUGAAAGUAGAGUUUUGAACUCAAGAUUCCAUUAUAUAUUUAUACAAAUGUAUAGGAUAAUAUCAUAUUAUCGUGGUAAUCCAAAACUAGUCACUUUAAUAAAUGUUAGCGUUUAUGGGAAA